CUCUUGAAUGAGUAGAUGUUAUAAAACGUUUGACCGGUAGUGUAUGUUUAUUAAUUUAGUGACUAAGGGCCCUAGAGACAUGUCUCUGUGAAUGCAGAGGAGAGGAGACGUGGGGACGUGGGAAGGGUUGACGACAACAGCUGCCUCCCACAUGGCAUCCUAUUCCCUAUAUAGCUCACUUUUUGACCAGCACUAUAUAGGGAGUAGGGUUCCAUUUUUGGGACGCACACAACGUCUCUAAUUAUUCACAUUAGUGAUUACCCUGCAGCUGUCUGACGCCAAGCCUCAGCGGCUGGCUGCUAAAUCAUAUUUGGCACCGUCGUUAUCAGUUGUUUAGGGAAGUGGAGCGAGACAGGAGAUUGUAAUCCCUGAUUGCAAUGAACUGAAGUUUGGAGUCAGUUUGUGUCUUCUCUCAAGAAGAACGGUGGGGAGAUGGAGAUUUACGUCUACAGUACCCGUGUCUGUGUGUGGUGUGUGAAAUAUACGCCAAAUUAACAUUAUAUACAGUAGGCCUAUAUUAAGACCUUGUUCUAUAACUCUGUGCUAUUCAGAGGUGAUGCCUGUGUUCCACCUUGUUCUGUUACUCAGUCUUUUCAGAGAUGAUGCCUGUGUUCCACCUUGUUCUGUUACUCAGUCUAUUCAGAAAUGAUGACUGUGUUCAACCUGGUUCUGUUACUCAGUCUAUUCAGAGACGAUGGCUGUGUGUUCAACCUUGUUCUGUUACUCAGUCUAUUCAGAGAUGAUGGCUGUGUUCAACCUUGUUCUGUGACUCAGUCUAUUCAGAAAAGAUGGCUGUGAUCAACCUUGUUCUGUUUCUCAGUCUAUUCAGAGAUGAUGGCUGUGUUCAACCUUGUUCUGUUUCUCAGUCUAUUCAGAGAUGAUGGCUGUGUUCAAACCUUGUUCUGUUUCUCAGUCUAUUCAGAGAUGAUGGCUGUGUUCAACCUUGUUCUGUUACUCAGUCUAUUCAGAAAUGAUGGCUGUGUUCAACCUUGUUCUGUUACUCAGUCUAUUCAGAAAUGAUGGCUGUGUUCAACCUUGUUCUGUUUCUCAGUCUAUUCAGAAAUUAUGGUUGUGUUCAACCUUGUUCUGUUUCUCAGUCUAUUCAGAGAUGAUGGCUGUGUUCAACCUUGUUCUGUUACUCAGUCUAUUCAGAGAUGAUGGCUGUGUUCAACCUUGUUCUGUUACUCAGUCUAUUCAGAGAUGAUGGCUGUGUUCAACCUUGUUCUGUUACCUAGUCUAUUCAGAGAUGAUGGCUGUGAUCAACCUUGAAUAUUUGCCAACUUUAGCCUACAACACCAACAUCCCCCUUACUUAAUCCCUGGCAAAUGAAACAGACCCCCUUUAGACAAGCUGUUAGAAAGGUCCUGAUAACAUCCUGAAGCUCCUCAGACUUUAAUUUUCCUCUCCCAUUCAGCAGCACCAGAAAUCAUCUGUCCUGUAUAUCAUAUGGUUCCCAUUGGUUCAGCUGGAGGGUAUUGUUCCAAAUGGCACCCUAUUCCCUAUGUAGUGCACUAAAUUUGACCAGAGCCCUAUGGGUAGUGGUCAAAUGUAGUGCACUAUAUACAGUAGGGAGUAUGGUGUCAGAGUACUACAGUAUAUAGGGAUUGGGUGCCAUUUGGGAGUAGCUCUAAUGUGUGUGAGUAAUGCAGGGGAGGUGUGUUUACUUACAUUACUGUCAUCUUUUGUGUUUUAAUUCACUCACUUCCUCUGCACGGCGCACACAGCAGCCUGGAGGAGAAUAUCCACACGCAUUUCAAAGUUGUCUUUGCAGCCUGUAGCUUUUACAGCAUCGCUCUUAGGGUUGCAAAAUUCUGGUAACGAAGAAUAAAUUCCCAGAUUGUCCAGAAUACCUAGUUGGAAGAUUCUGAAUUUCUUGAUUCCCUCCUGAUUUCAGAAAUCCUCUAACUGGGUUUUUGGGAAAACCAGGGAAUUUAUUGAUUAUUCCCUCCUGAUUUCAGAAAUCCUCUAACUGGGUUUUUGGGAAAACCAGGGAAUUUAUUGAUUAUUCCCUCCUGAUUUCAGAAAUCCUCUAACUGGGUUUUCGGGAAAACCAGGGAAUUUAUUGAUUAUUCCCUCCUGAUUUCAGAAAUCCUCUAACUGGGUUUUCUGGAAAACCAGGGAAUUUAUUGAAAGUUCCCAGAAUUUUGCAACUCUAGCUCUGACAGAAAGCAGAACCCUCCGACUGGGUCUGAACUGACAUAGGCAGAAGAAGAAGAUGGAGUAUUUUUCCAUUGUCAUUUUUUUGUGCAAUUGGUUCAAUGGGAUGAUACCCAGUUGUCCUUCAUCUUUUCACAUGGUUUUCUAUAACAGGACGUUUCCAUUGAGUGAAAGUCCCUCCUGGUUUCAAGUGGGUUAAUGACUGAGAUGAUUAAUGACAUGUGGAAAUUGUCUCUACCCCCUUAGUUCAUAUAAAUGCCAAAAUUACAUAUUUAUUUUCUGACCUCAACCAGUUUCACAACUGUUCAGUUAACCAUGACACUUGUUGUCUAAUGUUAAGGUAUUGCUUCUAGGGCCCUUGGGGUUCAUUUUGAUCCAGCACCAGAAGAUACAACUGCCUCCAUACUCGCCCUACAGCCCAACAGUCUGUCUCACUGGUGUGGUAUGAGAUGUUUAAUGUACGAGUUUGUUUUACCGUUCUCCCAUCACUUACUUAGUUUAUUGAAAGAUCACAGGAGCCUACAUGAAUAUGAAGUCAUCCUGCAGCGAAGGGUCUGUCUAAACAACACUUAGAAUGUCCUCAAACGUUCAAUUCAUGAUGUCCAGUCCGAACCACUUGGACUGGAAUGAAACAAACAUUCAACCAGCGUCUCUUGGACAUUGCAGGCAACAGAGUUCUAAUUCCAUGUCAGAAGUAGAGUUGCCUGCUUUAGAUCCAGUCCAGUAUAUACACCUUAACUCAGGUCUGUAGAUCCAGUCCAGUAUAUACACCUUAACUCAGGUCUGUAGAUCCAGUCCAGUAUAUACACCUUAACUCAGGUCUGUAGAUCCAGUCCAGUAUAUACACCUUAACUCAGGUCUGUAGAUCCAGUCCAGUAUAUACACCUUAACUCAGGUCUGUAGAUCCAGUCCAGUAUAUACACCUUAACUCAGGUCUGUAGAUCCAGUCCAGUAUGUAUACCUUAACUCAGGUCUGUAGAUCCAGUCCAGUAUAUACACCUUAACUCAGGUCUGUAGAUCCAGUCCAGUAUGUACACCUUAACUCAGGUCUGUAGAUCCAGUCCAGUAUGUACACCUUAACUCAGGUCUGUAGAUCCAGUCCAGUAUGUAUACCUUAACUCAGGUCUGUAGAUCCAGUCCAGUAUGUAUACCUUAACUCAGGUCUGUAGAUCCAGUCCAGUAUAUACACCUUAACUCAGGUCUGUAGAUCCAGUCCAGUAUGUACACCUUAACUCAGGUCUGUAGAUCCAGUCCAGUAUGUAUACCUUAACUCAGGUCUGUAGAUCCAGUCCAGUAUGUAUACCUUAACUCAGGUCUGUAGAUCCAGUCCAGUAUGUAUACCUUAACUCAGGUCUGUAGAUCCAGUCCAGUAUAUACACCUUAACUCAGGUCUGUAGAUCCAGUCCAGUAUAUACACCUUAACUCAGGUCUGUAGAUCCAGUCCAGUAUGUAUACCUUAACUCAGGUCUAUAGAUCCAGUCCAGUAUAUACACCUUAACUCAGGUCUGUAGAUCCAGUCCAGUAUGUACACCUUAACUCAGGUCCAGCAGAGUAGGGGUCCUUUUUUGGUAGUGGGGGGCGAUGUGCUGUGUUUGGUUCCUGCUCAUUUUCAGGAGGGACCAUUCAAUGAAACACAGCUCCCUGGGCUUUGUCAUGGUGACACAAUGUUUAGGGGGCUGGGACGAGAAGAGUUGACUAGGACUGUAUUAGGCUGGUGAUCUCCAAUGCCCAGAGACAGUUCAUAGUAAACACCCUGGGAAGAUAGGUAACACUUGUGUUGCUAUUUUACCUGUGUAAUAACACUGUAAUUAAACCAGUAACAGACUUGUAUUAGCAUGUUGUUACAUAAUACUUUAGUAAAUACAUUAUUUUGACCGUUUCAAUAAUGCAACUGGUUUGAUACCUCAAAAUGAGUCAGCACAGCUCACAGCAAUAGACUUUUCAGCUCAUUCUGCUGAACAUCAAUACUUUUUGUGUGAUAACAGAGUACUGACAGUGCAAGAGAAAUGAGGUCCCUAACAGGAAAUGUGGAAAAAGUUGAGACUCAUUCUGGAAGAUGAAUGUGUCUAGAAGAGGUUCACUCAUGGGUCAUUACUUAGCUGGUACCAGAGACAGACUGGCCAUAGGACAGUUCUGGCAAAUGCCAGAUGGGUCGUCCAUCUUUAGCCCGGUGGGCCUGUCUGAAUUGGGCUUUUUCUGGUGUUCCCCAGUCUGUCCCUGAGUGGUACUGUACUGAAAUGAUGUUUUCCAGUCUAGAAGUGUCAAGUGGAAUCAUCAAACUAACUUCUCACUUCAAAUGAUCUUUGUUAUGAUUCACUUUGGUUUUCCUUGCUAACUUAAUGUUUGUAUUGAUGUAAAUAAUGGAAUGUGUGUUUUAAAGAGAUCCCAGAUCUUGAGUUGAAAUGUAGUCAUAUGUGCCUCAUGGCUGUUAUAGGAGGAUGCCACUUGAUUUUUCUCAUUUGUAUGAAACCUCUGAAAUCAGCUUUUGUGAAAAAGACUUACCAAUUUCCAGUUACUUUUUUUCAGUCUCACAGGAAUAAAUUCCGGGAUAUUCCACAAGACUGUAUUCGCUUCCCAAAUGGCACCCUAUUCCCUUUAUAGCACACUAUAGUGCCCCCUGGUCAAAAGUAGCGCACUAUAAAGGGAACAGGGUGCCAUUUAGGAAACAGUCUGUGGUACAGAGAGUCCUUGUUUAGUGAUGUCACAGUUCAUGUAAACUUAGGAAGACUUCCUCUCUAAGUAUCCUCAGCUAAAAGACCGGGGACCGGAUUAGUUAGUGUGAUGCUGAGCGGAAGAGCAGACAGGGAGGCUAAGGCACAGAGAGACAGAACUGUGGGGUUUCCUUUUAAAUGUUUAGAUAUGGGAAGAGUGCAGAGCCGUAUGCUGGGGAGCAGAGGACCAGAGGUAAACAGUGAAAUGAGGCGUUGACACAGUAGAGGCAUAAACUAGGAAGCCUUAGGGGCAGUGAGGUUCUGGACUGAGGAGGCCCUGGUCUCUCUACUAACCUCAAGGGGACCAAGACGUAACCUCAAACUGGCCAACAGAUUUAUUGAUCUCCUCACUCUUCUCUAGGCGUUGAGGCCGCGGGGCCAACCACAGAACCAUGGAGCCUGCCUAUACUGGGAUGUCACUGGAUAACUCAACCUCAACAGUGAUGCCCAUGGCGACCUCCGCCGGCAACACCAAUGUGAGCAGAGAGCCGUACAUGCACCGCCUGGCCCAUCUAGACGAGGGUCUCUACAAUGACUUCUACAGCCUGUGGAUUCUGGUGGUGGUCAACACACUCAUCUUCAUGGUGGGAAUGGUUCUCAACACCCUGGCCCUGUACGUGUUCUGCUUCCGCACCAAGCCCAAGACAACCUCAGUCAUCUACACCAUCAAUCUGGCUGUCACAGACCUACUGGUUAACCUCUCCCUGCCCACACGUAUCAUUCUCUAUUACAGUGGGGGAAAGUGCCUCAACUGCUCCUAUGUGCAUAUAUUCAGCUACUUUGUCAACAUGUACUGCAGCAUCCUCUUCCUCACCAGUAUAUGCGUGGACAGAUACCUGGCCAUAGUACAGGCUGAGGCCUCUAGGAAGUGGAGGAACCCUAACGUGGCCAAGGGGGUGUGCAUUUUCAUCUGGCUCUUCGCUAUCGUGGUCACCUACUCCUUCCUCACCACGGCGUUCCGACACGCGGGCUGCUGCGUCUCCAAGCUCUUCGUCCUGACCGUCUUCGAGUUCUUCCUCCCCUUGGUCGUCAUUGUGGUGUUCACCGUGCGCAUCAUGUGUGCCCUGUCCAACUCCAGUCUGAUGCAGCAGAGCAGAGAGAGGCGCGUGCGGGCCGUGCAGCUCCUCACCACUGUCCUGGUCAUCUUCACCAUCUGCUUCACCCCGUUCCACGUCAGGCAGGUGCUGGUGUACUUCUACCCCAACAUGCCCCACCACAUCAUUGUCUACCACGUCACUGUCACCCUCAGCAGCCUGAACAGCUGCAUGGACCCCAUCGUCUACUGCUUCGUCACCAACAACUUCCAGUCCAGCAUGAGGGGCUUCUUCCGCAAGGCGGAGGCAGAGCUGGAGCAGACCAGUGGGAACAUCAUCAGCAUGCAGAAUAGCUCCAAGGGCUCGGGGACUGUCACAGCUAUCGCUCACAGUGUGAUGAUGAACGUCCUGUCCUCCUCCUCUCCCCAGCAUGGGAACCACAUAGCGUUAGACUGAGAAAGGGAUGGGAAGAUUGAGGAAUGGGAUGUUCAGUGUUCAGAGAGAGAUGGACUUCUAUUGCCUAACUGUGACACUCUGGAGUGCAAUUGACAUACUACAGUAGGCUAUUCUCCCAUUUGAGAAAAUGCUUUCCUGCUUCUAUUAUUGUAGCCUAUUGUUGGCUUGGAAAUGUAAGUACUUGAAGACAUUUUCGGACAAGAAACGUUAUUUCUCCUGUGUUGGCCUACACCAGUCACGAUGGAGGGCAUUGACACUGAAUACGACCUAUAACGUGUUUAUUGCAGCAUGAUUUAUUUCUACUGUAUAAUUAUCAUCUGAGGAGUAUUUGUUUACUUUGAUCCUAGAUUUGAUGGACCUCUGACAAAAUAGACAAGUAAUAUUCUACUGCAUUGCUAUGGAAACAAAUAGAAAUAUAUGAUUAACAGCUUCUGUAGAUUAAUGUGUGACAUUGUUGUCACAAUACAUAUUUAUCGUCAGCCUUCUCAGAAACUGGUUUUAUGCUAAACUUAUAUUACUGGCAAAUAUUACCAAACCAAUUGUCCAAAAACAUAUAGAAUAAAACAUACAAAACCUUAUUGAUUUUAUAGCAAGAACUCAUUUAAUUUAGUUUGUAUUACUGUUGGAGGGCCAGUAGCGUGCACUCUUCACUCUGCCCCAGGGCAGUGAAGGGGAUAUUUAUUGACCUGUGUAGGGUGCCUAGUUUCGGCUGGGACAUUAAACAGGUGUCCUGACUCUCUGUGGUCAUAAAAAAAAAAAACAUGGCACUUAUUG
Messenger RNA from Oncorhynchus mykiss (rainbow trout), 7132 nucleotides. NCBI's taxonomy places the organism in Eukaryota, Metazoa, Chordata, Actinopteri, Salmoniformes, Salmonidae. The record is from RefSeq and is a predicted model, not a curated record.